AUGGUUAAGCCAGAUGGGGUGUGGGAGCAAGGGCUCAUCAAGGGAGUGACAAGCAAAUAUCCUUCUGGCACUAAAUUAAUUGGUGCGGCGAAAGAAGAGUUCCAACAACAAACCAGUCGUGAACUGAAGGAUGUGGCCGACAAUUCAACUUUCGAAAUGACUCUUGACUCUGAUGGGUCUAGCGCCUACUAUAGUCAACAGCUACUCAACUACCUGUCUACUAUCAACUUCAAUGAACAAGUACUGGACUGGGGAACCUCCCUGUUUGGACUUUUCCCCCAAAACAUCACCUACCAAGUCAGAUAA
This is a messenger RNA of Penicillium verhagenii, 306 nucleotides long. RefSeq lists its product as uncharacterized. The record is from RefSeq and is a predicted model, not a curated record. Lineage: Eukaryota; Fungi; Ascomycota; Eurotiomycetes; Eurotiales; Aspergillaceae. Bases 1 to 306 code for a protein of 101 amino acids. The transcript has 3 exons.